This is a messenger RNA of Bombus pascuorum, 2864 nucleotides long. RefSeq names its product neuropeptide CCHamide-2 receptor-like. The transcript has 6 exons. The record is from RefSeq and is a predicted model, not a curated record. Lineage: Eukaryota; Metazoa; Arthropoda; Insecta; Hymenoptera; Apidae. Gene Ontology annotation, molecular function: G protein-coupled peptide receptor activity. Gene Ontology annotation, biological process: G protein-coupled receptor signaling pathway. Gene Ontology annotation, cellular component: membrane. Bases 410 to 1618 code for a protein of 402 amino acids.
AAUUGUUAUCCAAUCAUUCGAUAGUUAGACGUAGAAGCAGCGUGAGGAAAUAACGAUCGACAACCGGCGCAAUUUGUCGAAGGGCAAUCGAUCGAAUUAAAAUAAAUAGAAAUAUCAAUUUCUGAUUGAUGAAAUUCAUGUUUAAUUUCAUUGACAAAUAAAAUCUCGUCUCUCUAUAAAAAUGUAUACGUGUAACGAAUAGAGUUAGUACGCGCGUUCAACGUUUGAAAAUGGAAAUAAAAUACAUAACGCAUAGUUUUCUUUGUUAUUGCGCGGAAAAAUAAAUAAAUUUGCUGGAAAAAUGUUGAAGAAUUUCAAGUUGUCCUUAACGUGGUAAAAGGGGAGUAAAUUGCAGUAACUGCGGUUGAAUAUUCAAGAAUAGAAAAGACGUGGAUUUAUUCUUUUACAGAUGGCUGUGAAUCUGAAUGCAACGAUCUCCAACAAGGAGGACAAUAAUUACGUUCCAUACGACCAACGCCCGGAAACGUACAUAGUACCUGUGAUAUUCUUAUUAAUCUUGGUGGUGGGUGUAAUUGGAAACGGAAUCAUGGUGUUUACUUUGUUGAGCGACGCCAGCAUGAGAAAUGUGCCCAACAUUUACGUGCUUUCGUUGGCUUUGGGUGAUCUUUUGGUGAUCAUAACGAGUGUACCGUUCACGUCUCUUCUAUACACAAUCGAGUCAUGGCCGUGGGGCCUGGCAGUUUGCAAAUUAUCGGAGUGCGCCAAGGAUAUUUCGAUCGGUGUCUCAGUUUUCACUCUGACCGCGUUAUCAGCCGAGAGGUACUGCGCGAUCGUAAAUCCCAUUCGCCGCCAUGUAGCCGGAUUGAGUGCAAAACCAUUAACGAUACUAAUAGCCUGCCUUAUUUGGGUGCUGGCGAUUAUUCUGGCGAUGCCAGGUGCUCUUUUCUCUCACGUGCUGAUCGUAGAUAUAAAGACUAACUACAGCAUCCAGAUCUGUAGCCCUUUCCCCGUGGAAUUCGGGAAGAACUAUAAGAAAGGGAUGGUGUUAUUCAAGUUCCUGGCUUACUACGCCAUACCGUUCCUCGUUAUAACAGGAUUCUAUCUGGGAAUGGCACGACACCUUGAACUGUCCACCAGAAACAUGCCCGGCGAAUUAUCCACCGGAUGUCAUCGGCUGGAGCAAAUUCGAGCACGCAAAAAGGUUGGAAAGAUGGUGAUCGCCUUUGUAGUUAUCUUCUUCGUCUGCUUCCUACCGUACCACACGUUUAUGAUGUGGUUCCACUUUUGUCCAUCAUCCGAGCAAGACUACGAUGACUAUUGGCAUGCCUUCAGGAUCGUUGGUUUCUGUCUGAGCUUCAUCAAUAGCUGUGUCAAUCCCAUCGCUCUAUACUUUGUCAGCGGAACAUUUCGCAAAAGAUUCAACAGAUAUCUUUGUUGUUGCCUGAAGAGGAGGAGGUUAAGCGUCUGUCGAACAGAAACGAACAGUUCAGACAGGAAUGGUAAUCGAAGAGCGAAAUUUUCACAAAGGAAACGAAUGGUUGGGCGAGACAACUACAACGAAACCAGCUUCGGCUCGAUAUUCCGUAGAAACACUCAGGAACUGAAUUCGACCGCUCUUUACGAGUUAACAAGUGACGGAACCACGAGACCGACUUGAAACUCUAGAUCGUAAUUCAUUUUUUAAAAUGAUCUCGAGGUGUCAACACGACGAAGACUAACGUUAAACGUUGUUAAAAAUCGAGGACCAUUCGCAAGUAAGGUAGAUCUACGUUGAAUGUUUCAAUUAUGAUUAAUGAUCGAUUAUGAUUGAAUCACGAGAGACAAUGAAUACAUGAGUCGAAUUCUUCGUUGUAACUAUAAAUAUACGUAAAUCUGUACGUGCAAUCGCGAUAAUUUUUUAUUUGAUCGACGAAGUGCAGCUUCAGCUUUCGAAAUUUAGCUUAAGGAUUUUCAACGUCGUUAAUUGACUUCGACAUAAAAUAAUAGUGUAAUAUAAUUGAUUACCGCAGUUCGGUAUCAGGAGGGACCGGUUCUCGAAACAAAGCCAUUGAUACAAAGAACACUUUUGACCAAUUGCCUCGUUCAUGCCUGUGUACAUCGGUAUGGGUACGCGAGCACAUAACACGAAUAAUAGGACAUUCUCGAGACAAGCGGUAACUAAUAUUCCAAUCGCUUUGAACAAUUAUCUUUCGAUCGUUUGACUAAUUGUCGAUAACAAACCUGAACUAUUUUUGAGCUUACCUUUAGCGAUAUCGAUUUAUCGCUAAGUCAAUUUCCAGAUUAAAAAAAAUAGUCCUCCUUUAUCGAAUCCCAGUUAUCCUCUUCUCGAGCCGAUGGAAACGAAUUAAUUCAUUGCAGCCUGUCGAUAACCUCAGCCAUUUGCAACUCUUUCCUCUUCCCAGCCUCUCCCCAUUCUUUCCAAAUUCUGGUUCCCGCCGUUUCUCCGAUCCUUCCCUUAUUACGAUACUUACCGCGUUGCAUCGCGUCGAUCCUUGAAUGAAACCAUUCGACGGAUUGUAUCGCGGCAAACUGAACAACGCACGUAAGAGAAGAGACGAUCCCGACGUUAUUGAAUCGCGUGGUGAAAUUUAAUUAGAGAGGGCGUUAGAAGGGACUGUGUGCAUUAAUUGUGUUCUGUCUGACGACCUUGCCCCCUUCGCUUGUUAAUCGAGAAUUCCUGUUUGACGUGCACCCCUGUUAACAGGAUUUAGCAUCGCACGUCUAUUGGCCGUCGCGUUUCCGUACGUUAUAGACGUUCUCGUCGUUCAGAUAACGUCUGGACGUCUUCUCGAUACCCCCAUUAUAACUGUAAUUAGGCCACGCAACGACGGAAGCGUUUCCAAGUGAAUCGAUACAAGGUUGGAAUAUGUAAAUGCCCGGACAUAACCAACUGACUUGUACCA